This is a messenger RNA of Nicotiana tabacum (common tobacco), 632 nucleotides long. RefSeq lists its product as uncharacterized. NCBI's taxonomy places the organism in Eukaryota, Viridiplantae, Streptophyta, Magnoliopsida, Solanales, Solanaceae. The record is from RefSeq and is a predicted model, not a curated record. Gene Ontology annotation, biological process: mRNA splicing, via spliceosome. Gene Ontology annotation, cellular component: precatalytic spliceosome; U2 snRNP.
UGUUAAAAGCCUAACAAAGAAAAGGGUUAUAUACCGGAGAGCGUCUCUUCCCCUUUCGGUCCCCUACACUACACAUCUCUGUUUUUUAACCUCUUCUCUUUUGAUCUUCGCGGUGUACAAAAAUGCAGGCUAGUGACAGGUUCAAUAUCAACUCCCAGCUUGAGCAUUUACAAGCUAAAUACGUUGGAACUGGACAUGCCGACUUGACUAGAUUUGAAUGGGCAGUAAACAUUCAGCGUGACAGCUAUGCCUCUUAUGUUGGACACUACCCAAUGUUGGCGUAUUUUGCCAUUGCAGAAAAUGAAUCAAUUGGAAGAGAACGCUACAAUUUUAUGCAGAAAAUGCUUUUGCCUUGUGGUCUUCCACCUGAAAGAGAAGAUGAUUAAGAAUGCAAUAAAUAGAGGCAAGCUGCAAGAUGUAACGACCAUAUACCAUAGCUUUUCUUGAUUACCAUCUUCCUUGCAUUCGUUUGUAUGUUUUGUCAAGCUUUACAUUGAUCUCAAUUUGGAAGUGUAAAUGGUCGGUUUGGUAGGCCAUUUGUGGAUGCUGUUCAACCCUUGGAAACAAAAAGCUUUUACAUUUGAUCUUUCUAUAUAUCCACAAUAUCUCUUUGAUGUAUCAAUUCCACUUCA